Molecule: messenger RNA, 1870 nt
Organism: Fragaria vesca subsp. vesca
Lineage: Eukaryota; Viridiplantae; Streptophyta; Magnoliopsida; Rosales; Rosaceae
Product: probable WRKY transcription factor 28-like
Exons: 3
Coding region: 106-1173 (355 amino acids)
Biological process (GO): regulation of DNA-templated transcription
Molecular function (GO): DNA-binding transcription factor activity; sequence-specific DNA binding
Source: RefSeq, a predicted model, not a curated record
CAAAUUCCUAUUGUUGAAACAAAGAAGUAUAGUAGUCCUCUCCAUUCUCCACCAAAACUAGUUCUUUGUUCUUCUCCCAUCUGCUUGUUUGAUCUUCGAUCUCCCAUGUCUGAUCAUCAUCAUGAGCCUAAAGAUCUUUACUACCAUGAUCUAUUUCAGUAUGAUGAUCAUGGACAACUUAACGGUGGAAUGAUCAUGAACAGCCCCAAAGUUUCUGGUUCAUCAUCCCCGGCUUACAAUAAUAUUAAUCCAUUACAGGGGUUUGAUGUUCCUUCAUACUUGAACACCAGCUUCACAGAGUACAGUUCACUUGCAACGGCUUUUGGCUUAUCGUCUUCAACCUCCGAUCAUGAAGUAUUCUCCUCCAUUGAUGAAGGCAACCAUCAAAAGCCUGCUGAUAAUAAUCUCGGAUACUUACGUGGUGGUGGUGGAGGUCAUGUAAGUAGCGAUGGUGAAGUUCUUAUGACACCAAACUCCUCGGUAUCUUCCUCUUCAGGUGAGGCCGGCGCCGAAGAGGGGGACUCCGGUAACAAGAACAAGAAAGACAGGCAGAAGCCAAAAGGGUCUUCGGAAGAAGGAGGAGAUGUCCAUAGCCCCAAGAAAUCGAGCAAGAUAGUGAAGAAGAAAGGAGAGAAGAAGCAAAGAGAGCCUCGAUUUGCUUUCAUGACCAAGAGUGAGGUUGAUCAUCUAGAAGACGGAUACAGAUGGAGAAAAUAUGGUCAGAAAGCUGUCAAAAAUAGCCCAUACCCAAGAAGCUACUACCGAUGCACGACGCAGAAAUGUGGGGUGAAGAAGAGGGUAGAAAGGUCAUUUGAGGACCCGUCGACGGUGAUCACCACCUACGAGGGGCAGCACAACCAUCCGAUCCCGGCGACUCUCCGAGGAAGCAUCAACAUCAACGCGGCUCACCACCACCAUGCAUUCUUCUCUCCUCAGUCUAUGUACGCGUCUGCUGCCACGACGACGUCGUCUUCCGGUCCUAGCUUUCCUCAAGAGUAUCUGUUUCAGAUGGCGCAGCAGCCUCAGAUGAUGAUGAGAAACGACGGAGGAGGCGGCGGGGUUUAUACGUCGAGGAAUGUUAACGUUCCUCAACAGUACCAUCAGUUAUCUGGAGAUCAAUACGGGCUAUUGCAGGACGUGGUUCCCUCGAUGUUUUUCAAACAGGAGCCAUGACCUAGCUAGCUUAGCUCUCCUACCUCUCUCUAUCAGUGUAGAUAUGAUAAUCACUAGCUUCAUGAUCCUUGAUUGACUUGAUUAUUAGAAUACAGAUUAUAUUAUUAAUCAAUCUCCACCACUGAUCUUUUCAAUUAUUAGUUAAGAUCGUUAAUUUAUAUAUGAAGGUGGGACACUACUAGCUAGCUAGGCAGUAGUACUGUAUUACAACACUGAUUGCACGGCAAGAGUUCGACUCUCUUAUUUCUUGCUCUUGCCAAAAUUCAGAGGUGGAUUCGAAUGAGAAGGUGUUCGAUGAAUUGUCCUGUAAAAUGGCAGUAGGGCAAUAACCGACGCAUGUCGUCCGCCGGUCGCCAGACGUUUCCUGGUUCGAAUGGAUCGAGUGAGAACAGUAAAGAUGCAUUGAGCAGUUCUAUGAUCUCUACAUGGAGGGAGAUUUAGAUAUUUUGUUUCUAUGAAUUGAAGGUGACUUGCUAGCUAGUUAUGGAAGAUUGAUUUAAAUGGUUUUGUAAGAGGAAUUUGGUAGAGUAUAGUUUCAGGCUACGUACUGAUGGAUAUUGUUUGGUAGCUAGAUGCUUGUAAUUCUACAGCAAAAGUUGGCUUUUGUAUGUAUGGACAUGUAAGAUCCUUGCUGCGCAGCUUGUUUGCAUGGGUGGUAUUUAUAAGAACUACUAGUUGAUGAUGAAUUAUUUUCAUG